Drosophila innubila is the source of this 2209-nucleotide messenger RNA. RefSeq names its product S-adenosylmethionine synthase (gene Sam-S). NCBI's taxonomy places the organism in Eukaryota, Metazoa, Arthropoda, Insecta, Diptera, Drosophilidae. Gene Ontology annotation, cellular component: cytosol. Gene Ontology annotation, molecular function: methionine adenosyltransferase activity; ATP binding. Gene Ontology annotation, biological process: S-adenosylmethionine biosynthetic process. The coding region runs from base 293 to 1525 and encodes 410 amino acids. The transcript has 7 exons. The record is from RefSeq and is a predicted model, not a curated record.
AAACGCUUCGCGGCUAUAAAUUCUGUGGCAGGCAAAAAGUGUGCGCUCUUUUUCUACAAAACCGUAACGGAGAUAGGACGUGCGUGCUAGUUGCGUUUAUUUCAUUACCCGUCGGCUAAAAUACUUAUAAGAACCAAUCUGUGUACACUGCCCGCCCCGAGGCCAUAUCAUAUAUUUUCUAACAAAGAAAAAACAUAAGUUCGCUAAAAUUUUUUUUUGAAUAGAUCUUUGCGUUUUCAAUCGCGCGUGUUUAUCGCAUACUUUAAAUCAACUUCAACAACAAACAUUCAAAAUGCCGCAAAAGACAAAUGGACACGGCGCUGCCAACGGCUUCAACGGCAGCAAUGGCAACGGCAAUUCCUAUGACAUGGAAGAUGGACAGACAUUCCUAUUUACUUCCGAAUCUGUAGGCGAGGGACACCCAGACAAAAUGUGUGAUCAAAUCAGUGAUGCUAUCUUGGAUGCACAUCUAAAGCAAGAUCCCAACGCAAAGGUUGCAUGUGAAACUGUGGCAAAGACUGGCAUGGUUCUUCUUUGCGGCGAAAUUACAUCAAAGGCAGUGGUCGACUAUCAAAAGGUAGUUCGUGAGACGGUUGAGCAUAUUGGCUAUGAUGACUCCUCGAAGGGUUUCGAUUAUAAAACUUGCAACGUGCUCUUGGCAUUGGAUCAACAAUCGCCCGAAAUUGCUGCCGGUGUGCAUGUAAAUCGCGCUGAGGAAGAAAUCGGUGCCGGAGAUCAGGGUAUUAUGUUCGGCUACGCUACUGAUGAGACAGAAGAGUGUAUGCCUCUAACGGUUGUGCUUGCGCACAAACUGAACGAAAAGAUUGCCGAGCUGCGUCGCUCGGAUGUGUUCUGGUGGGCUCGUCCCGAUUCCAAGACACAAGUCACCUGCGAAUAUUUAUUUAACCAGGGAUCGGCUGUACCCAAGCGUGUGCAUACUAUUGUUGUAUCCAUGCAGCACUCUGAAAAAAUCUCGCUGGAUACUCUUCGUUCGGAGGUUAUGGAAAAAGUGGUUAAAGUUGUCAUUCCCGCCAAAUACUUUGAUGCCAAUACCAUUGUACACAUUAAUCCCUGUGGACUGUUUGUCAUUGGCGGACCAAUGGGUGAUGCUGGUUUGACUGGACGUAAAAUUAUAGUGGACACAUAUGGAGGCUGGGGUGCACAUGGCGGUGGCGCAUUCUCUGGCAAGGAUUUCACAAAGGUCGAUAGGUCAGCAGCGUACGCAGCACGUUGGGUGGCCAAGUCGCUAGUUAAAGCCGGCCUCUGCAAGCGCUGCUUGGUGCAAGUCUCAUAUGCUAUUGGCCUUGCCGAGCCACUUUCGAUAACCGUCUUUGACUAUGGAACUUCCCACAAAUCACAAAAGGAACUACUGGACAUUAUCAAACGCAAUUUUGACCUCAGGCCCGGCAUGAUAGUAAAAGACCUGAAUCUGCGCCAACCAAUUUACCAACGUACUAGCACAUACGGACACUUUGGCCGUGCUGGUUUCUCAUGGGAGGAGGCGAAGCAUUUGGAAAUCAAUUGACUAGACGCUGAAAAUUCGUUGCCACAGUCGCCGUGUGCUAAAAGAUUGAGGACGAUAACAAGAUCAACAGAAACAGCAACAGCAACGUAAUUUUUAGUUUUUAGUUUAAAAAAUAAGUGAGGCCAGCAAGCAAUAGGCUUGGCAGCUUUUUAGACUUUCAUUUCUAAGCUAGAAACUCCCUCUUUAAAUUAUACAUGUGUAUGUAUGUAUAUGCAACCAUUUAUACAGCUUAAUUAUAUUGGGCAUUUUUGCCUAUACUUACAAAAGCAGGCUCAAGUACCAUUUCAAAAGGUUUUAUUAGAAGGAUUUUAUGUUACACAUCAGAUAUAAUUUCUUAUCCGUUUUUUGAUUGUAAACAAAAAAAUAUAUUUAAAAAUAACGAAUAUGCACAUAUUCUUAAUAUUAAUAUGUUGUCUUUUGUCGAAGUUGGUAUAUAAUCAACAUUUUAAACAACCUACUAAUUGUACAUUACUUACACUUUCCAAGUUUUGUAUUUGCCGUAUUUUCCUUUACAAAAAUAUAUUUUUAAAAUACAUGUUAACGUUUUAAAAUUAUUAUUUUCUGUCAAAAAGUCAAAAACACCUUCCUGUGCUGCAAUAAAGAAUGUAGUUUUAUACAUGCAUACAAACAUACUUUAAUAUAAAUAUGCCAGUUUAUGUGUAAAAUAGCUUAAAUUCGGAACAA